Molecule: messenger RNA, 1192 nt
Organism: Phyllopteryx taeniolatus (common seadragon)
Lineage: Eukaryota; Metazoa; Chordata; Actinopteri; Syngnathiformes; Syngnathidae
Product: endoribonuclease ZC3H12A-like
Exons: 2
Coding region: 574-945 (123 amino acids)
Source: RefSeq, a predicted model, not a curated record
UCGACCACCAUGCCGCCACCAAUUUACUACUACAAAUAAAUUAGAAAUAAAUACAAAUUAACAAUACAAUAUAUCUUCAUAAUAAUUGUCCUCAUAUUCUUUUGUAACUCAUACUCUUCUGUCACUUCUUGUCCAUGUCUUGUUAAAACUUAUUACUGUAAUGCCUAAUAUAAACAAUUUAGGGGCGGCUGUCUUGACUUAUUUUCGAGUGGAGGAGGCUGGUUUGACGACAGUAACAAGGUUGGCUUACGGAAGCCGCAGUAAAAACCAAAACAAAAAAAAAAUAUAUUUUUUAAAGCCUUCCCUUCAUCAUCCUUUCAUCAGGAAGCAAAGCAGUGGAAUCACUUUCGUCUUCACUGGUACAGAAUCAUGGAGUUUGACUUGGAAAAAAGUUUCGGAAGACCUUGGUGUACACAUUUCAGGACUUAUUGUUUAAUAAGUUGGAACAUGAACAGGCUACAACCAGGAAGAGAGGAUGAACGUUUAAAUUACAAAUCCGUGGACUCCACUCCCCAAUAGUCAGAGAGCAGUUCUACUCAAUGGGUCUUCACGUCUCGUCCUGUCUGUGACACGAUGGAGCCCGCUGGGUGUACGCCUUGUCCAGGCAAGCCUGACCCCUCUCUGACCCCCCAGCACCUUGAGGUCGAUCGGGACGUCUUCCACGAGCUGGGAUACUCCACGGCCCAGGUCACAGCUGUGCUCAAGAAGUACGGCCCCAACACAGACAGAAAUAAAGUUCUCGGAGAGCUGGUUCAGAUUAGAGCUCACAGGGCCAAGCAGGGGUCCGUGACCACCGAGUCGGUGCUGGUUACCAAAAAUGACAUGCAGUCCACAGAGCUUGCCGUGAGGUUGCCGCUUGCUUCUCAAAGCAAAGAGAAGGACAGCGAUGAUGACGACGCUCUGAGGCCCGUUGUCAUAGAUGGGAGUAAUGUAGCCAUGAGGUGAGAACAGUUUUUAUUUGAAUGCCAAAAUGUCAAGCAUUCUUUCAUUGUAGCUGCCUUCUAGUGGUAAUUAAUCUAGUAAUACAUGUAUUAUAUAAAAUGUAUAUAAUAGAUUUCAUCUUGGGACAGAAAGUUGUGCUUUUUUUUAAAUUUAAAAACUAUGAAUUAAAAAUAAAAGAAUGCAGAUUUUCUCUCAGAAUGGGAAAUUAUUCCAGUCAAUCAUGCAAGAAUGCUACACAUUCUCUUAAUUU